Esox lucius (northern pike) is the source of this 2089-nucleotide messenger RNA. Its product is annotated as protein max. Gene Ontology annotation, cellular component: RNA polymerase II transcription regulator complex. The record is from RefSeq and is a predicted model, not a curated record. Gene Ontology annotation, biological process: positive regulation of transcription by RNA polymerase II. NCBI's taxonomy places the organism in Eukaryota, Metazoa, Chordata, Actinopteri, Esociformes, Esocidae. Gene Ontology annotation, molecular function: protein dimerization activity; DNA-binding transcription factor activity. The coding region runs from base 150 to 677 and encodes 175 amino acids. The transcript has 4 exons.
UGUGUCCAUGUGUAGGCGAAUCACGUGUAGAGACUCUGAUCGUCUUGUCCCUGCUGUAGUGAAUGAUUCACUCCAUUCUUGAUUUCAUUUUCGUUGCUAGCUACUCUUUAUUUUAACCACAAUUAUUUUCUCAUACAUUUCACCGAAGAAUGAGCGACAAUGAAGAUAUCGAUGUCGACAGUGACGCAGACAAACGAGCACAUCAUAAUGCGCUGGAGCGCAAACGUAGAGACCACAUCAAAGACAGCUUCAGCAGUUUACGGGACUCUGUACCUGCAUUACAAGGGGAAAAGGUUAGUAAACAAUCUGUCAAACAGGCUUCCCGAGCUCAGAUUCUAGACAAAGCCACAGACUACAUCCAGUACAUGAGACGAAAAAACCACACACACCAGCAGGACAUCGAUGACCUGAAGAAGCAGAAUGCACUACUGGAGCAGCAGGGUGAGUGUGGGCUCAAGGCCCGGCGCCAACUGCAGGAGCAGGAGGGUGUUCGUGCACUGGAGAAGGCCAAGGGGAACACUGCACUUCAGACCAACUACUCGUCCUCUGACAGCAGCUUGUACACCAACCCUAAGGGGAGUGCCGUGUCGGCUUUCGAUGGUGGUUCCGACUCCAGCUCUGAAUCAGAGCCGGAGGAGCCUCCUAACAGAAAGAAGCUGCGCGUGGAGCCCAUCUAGGCCAUCUACAGUGCUGUUACCAGAGACUCUGUUAUCCACCUGUCCACUCCUCUGUUCACAGUCUUCAUCCUUUUUAUGCCAGCUCAGGAGACUAAGGGAUGACUGUGUUAGUGAGGUGCUGUCAUAUAAGCCUAAACCAUGUAUCAACCUUUCUCUUCCCUCUGGUGUCUUGUCACUCCUAUCAUGGCACAACCCCCACCCCCCUGUAAGGCAGCUCUGCAGUUUGAAUUACUUAAAGUAUCCGUCUAGUGAAAAUAUAAAAAAAGUUAAUAUUCUGUUAACUUACUACCAAAUAGCGGGUUUGACUUAUAUUGCCCUAUAUCUGUAUUUGUGGCCAAAGCUUAAAUUGGAGACAGAAAAAAAGACUUCAUAUACCCUUCCUCAAACUUCUAAAUCAGACAGUUUGAAAAAUGCUCAGGAGAAUGUCAUCCUCCUAAGGAACUGGCCAAUUAGUGGUUUACAAUAAAAUAAAUGUAUGUCUAGUAUACACCCACACCAUUCUGGAUAUUUGAGAAAUCCAGAACAACUGGGCAGUUACUUUGAUGCUUUUAAAACCUCAUUAUAACGAUUCACAAUUCCAUCUGGAGGUGACCAUUUGUACAGCUUUAGACUUGCUACAACAAAUACCCCUGUUUAUUGUUUUGGAUCAUUUCAAUGAACCUGUUUAGAGUUGGGACUCACAGAGACCUUAGUGAAAAUGUCCUUAGGAAUAGUUUACCUUUUUAAUAUUUGUACUUUUCCACUAAAGAAUGUGAAGUUGCUUUGGGACAAAAAAUAUAUGUAUUGCAACCCUCCUGAAUCAGUGUGUAGAUGGCUGAAGUUUUCUGUCUUUGAACUAUUUGUGUAAUCAAAUCCCUAUAUUUAAAGUGAUAUAUAUUGAAAUUGGUUUUGUAUCCCAUAUUGUACUUUUGUUUUUUCAUUUAGCUUGACUAUUCAUCAACGGAGAUGGAAACAUGAAAAACGUCGGCCUCAUUUAAUAUAUUCUCACCUCACAGGUUCAACAAUGUUUAUUUUAAUUCACGAAAAUUCUGACAAAAACAAAUUUUUCCCCAAAAUGGAUACUGAAUUUUACACAAUGCAGUUAAAGGUAGUAAUCUAUUAUUUUGUAUGAAAGGAAAACAAGUCCAUAUCAGUGUGUAGUGCAAAACACUGUAUACUCCUAAAUGUUGUCAAUUUUACAAAGAAAAACCUUCCCCGGAAAUAUUUGCCUGUCCUGGGAAUGUUUGUGUCACUUUGAUUUUCAUUUUUUUCUUUCAUUUUAGAGAUAUAAUUAGUGUGUACAAAAUAUAUAUUUGUUUCAUUCCAUUCCGUGGAAAUUACAGGUAUGUUGUACAUACUGCCAACAACUGUCUUGCAAGUUGAGGCAUUCCUUUGCUAUGAGACUAUUAUAAAUAAAACUAUUUUAUCCUUUA